Solanum pennellii is the source of this 3124-nucleotide messenger RNA. RefSeq names its product receptor-like protein 7. The record is from RefSeq and is a predicted model, not a curated record. The transcript has a single exon. The coding region runs from base 51 to 3023 and encodes 990 amino acids. Gene Ontology annotation, molecular function: protein binding. Lineage: Eukaryota; Viridiplantae; Streptophyta; Magnoliopsida; Solanales; Solanaceae.
UUGAUUUAGCAACAUCAUCUUAUUAUUUGCUGAAAAUAAGCAAAAAGAAGAUGGGAAUUCUCUUUUUGUUUUAUUCACUUGUCUGCUGUAUUUUGUUGAUAGUUAGUGAAAGCUUUUCUUCAUCCAUGCAUCAUCUUUGCUCUCCCACUGAAGCUUUUGCUUUGCUUCAAUUCAAACAAUCCUUUCAAAUCGAUGACCUCUGCGUAUGUUGGGAUGAUAGUAAUCUGAAAUAUGUUGAUAUCCCAAAAACGAAGUCUUGGAAUGAGAAUAGGGACUGCUGCAGUUGGGACGGGGUCACUUGUGACAUGUUAACCGGUCAUGUUAUCGGAUUGGACCUUAGUUGCAGUUUGCUUGAUGGAACUAUUCAUCCCAAUAGUAGCCUCUUCCAACUCCAUCAUCUCCGGACACUAAACCUUGCUUAUAAUAACUUCCAUUCUUCUUUAGUCUCGCAAAACAUUGGCCGAUUGGCGAAUUUGAGGCAUCUCAACCUUUCUCAUUCUUUCUUUGAAGGGGAAAUCCCAACAGAAAUCUCAUACCUUUCCAAUUUGGUUUCACUUGAUCUUUCUUCUAUACUGGUGUAUGGAUUACAACUUGAUGAGACAACAUUUGAAACAAUGCUUCAGAACCUGACAAAUCUGGAGGUAGUUUCUCUCUCUGCUAUCAACAUCUCAUCUCCGAUACCUGUGAAUAUUUCUUCUUCCUCCUUAAGGUACCUGGAUCUUGAAUCUACUAAUCUGCAAGGUGUUAUCACAGAGAGUUUUUUCCUUGUGCCAGAAUUGGAAAAUCUCAAAUUGGGUGGAAAUAAUCUUCUCAAAGGAGUUUUACCAAAGAUCCACCCGAGCAACAAUACUCUGUUGGAGUUGGAUAUUUCUAAAACAGGAAUCUCCGGUGAGCUGCCUGAUAUAAUUGGCACCUUCAGUUCCUUGAAUCGCUUGGACAUGUAUGGAUGUCAAUUCUCUGGUUCCAUUCCUGAUUCCAUUGGCAAUAUUACACAAAUUAGGUAUUUGGAUUUCAGUUAUAAUCAUCUCACCGGCCAUAUUCCUUCCACAAUCUCUAAAUUGAAGCACCUCACAAUUCUAGGUCUUUCGUCCAACUCCUUUUCAGGUGAGAUUCCCAAUAUUUUUUCUAACCUCCAAGAGUUACGUUAUUUAUGUCUUUCUAAAAACACUUUCAUCGGUUCGUUUCCUUCUACAAUUGUAAGCUUGACACAUCUUCAAGAGUUAGACUUGUCAAGUAAUUCCUUAUCUGGCCCACUGCCUAAUAAUUUUAGCAUGCUUCAAAAGCUAACCGAACUGGGUUUGUGGAACAACUCACUGAAUGGUAUCAUACCAUCUUCGCUGUUUAGCCUCCCUUUGCUAGGUAAGUUGUGUCUCGAUAAUAAUCGGUUUAGUGGACUACCCAAUGAGCUCAAAACAAACCCAACAUUGGUACGCCUGGGUUUAAGCCAUAAUCAACUCAGUGGUUUUUUUCCUCAAUCACUUGUGAAUCUCACAAAUCUUUCUACCCUUGACCUCUCAUCAAAUAACAUCACCAUCGAUGAGGGAAUACAAAUCACUUUUCCUAACCUAGAAAUUUUGCAGUUAUCAUCAUGUGAACUGAAGGAUUUUCCACACUUCUUGAAAAAUGUAAAGAAACUUUGGGUCUUGGAUAUUUCUAACAAUAAGAUUCGUGGAGAAAUCCCAAACUGGUUUAGCGGCAUAAGGUGGGACGAAUUGACGUACCUAAAUCUUUCGCAUAAUUCUUUAACAGGCCACCUACAUCAAUUUCAUUUCCAUAAUCUGAAGUUUCUUGAUCUUAAAUUUAACUCCCUUCAGGGUCCACUACCAUCAUCCAUUUGUAACAUGAACAAUCUUGAAUUUCUAGAUUUAUCACGCAACAACUUCAGUAACUCGAUUCCAAGUUGCUUGGGAAGCAUGUCUAGUCUAAAAGUGUUGGACUUAAGAAGGAACAAUUUCACAGGGAGUAUUCCCCCAUUAUGUGCGAAGAGCACUUCCUUGAUUACUAUUGUCUUGAAUGACAAUCAAUUUGAAGGAACUCUGCCUUUCUCGUUGAUCAACUGUAGUAAUUUAGAAGUUGCUGAUAUGGGGAAUAAUGCAAUAAAUGACACAUUUCCAGCUUGGCUAGGAACACUUGAAGAACUGCAGGUCCUAAUAUUGAAGUCUAAUUUGUUCCAUGGACCAAUUAGUUCUUGUCAGAGUACACUUUGCUUUCCCAAGUUGCGAAUUAUUGAUCUUUCGCAUAACCAAUUCAGUGGCUCACUUCCAGUAAAAAUCUUUGGAAACUUCAAGGCAAUGAUUAAAUUAGAUGGUGAAGACACAGGAAAGAUUAGGUAUAUGGAACCAGAUAUGAUUUCAUCGUACACAUCGUAUGAGGAUUCUGUGAGUUUGGUGAUCAAAGGCCAUGACAUUGAGCUAGAAAGAAUCAGCACAAUUAUGACAACCAUAGACCUCUUGAGCAACCAUUUUGAAGGUGUCAUUCCAAAAACACUAAAGGAUCUCAGCUCACUUUGGCUACUAAAUUUAUCCCACAACAAUCUCAUAGGUCACAUUCCAAUGGAAUUGGGGCAAUUGAAUAAGCUUGAAGCGUUAGAUCUCUCCUGGAAUCGUCUCACAGGAAAGAUUCCAAAGAAAUUGACAACAAUGAAGUUUCUAGCAGUCUUAAACCUCUCUCAGAAUCUUCUUAUUGGAUCGAUUCCUCAAGGUCUACAAUUCAACACAUUUGAAAAUGACUCGUAUGGUGGUAACCUUGAUCUAUGUGGUCCUCCUUUAUCAAAGCAAUGUGGAACGACUGAUCCAUCCCAUGUUCCUCAACCAUUGGAAUAUGAAGACGAGUCAUAUUUUUUUAGUGGCUUUACGUGGGAAUCAGUAGUCAUAGGCUACAGCUUUGGACUAGUUGUUGGAACUGUUGUGUGGAGCCUCGUGUUUAAAUACCGUAAGCCAAAAUGGUUUGUCGAAUUUUUUGAAGGCAUUUAUCCCAAGAAAAUGAGAAGGUCAAUGAAGAGAGCUCAGAGACGACGCACUUAAUGGAAGAAUGCAAGAGUGAACUUUUCUGUUUUUUUAGUUAUCUUUUUUGUUGUUUGUAUAUGUGCUUGAUAACAAUAUAACUGCAUGUGUUAUUUUGUGAA